AGCUGUGUCACACCGCCACUGAUGGAAGCCACCCCUGGGGAGGACUGGGGCUGCUUGGAAUUACGGCUCUUUCAUCUGGAAUCGGAAAUGGCCGGGAAAAUGUGACCGGCGUCGGCAGGAUUUUACGGCUGGUGUUCUGUGGGUGGCUUUUACGACAAGCGGCGAUUACAAUGGAAAUAUAAGCGCUCACAGCGGACGCCCUGCUGAACAGGAUCUCUUAGGCGGAAGUGAUUCACAGACUCUCGGCCAUGGCCCCGAGAAAAAGGAACAGCCGUGGGAUCUCCUUCAUCUUCUGCUGUUUCCGGACCAACGACCACCCGGAGAUCACGUACCGGUUGCGGAAUGAUAGCAAUUUCGCCCUGCAGACGAUGGAGCCGUCUUUGCCUCUCCCGCCCUUGGAGGAGCUGGACGUCAUGUUCUCGGAGCUGGUGGAUGAGCUGGACCUCAGUGACAAGCACAGGGAAGCCAUGUUUGCCCUUCCGGCUGAGAAGAAAUGGCAGAUAUAUUGUAGCAAGAAGAAGGAUCAGGAAGAAAACAAAGGAGCUACAAGCUGGCCGGAGUUCUACAUUGAUCAGCUGAACCUAAUGGCUGCUAGAAGAACGUUGCUGGCGAUGGAGAAAGAAGACGAGGACGAAAGGAGCAAGACUAUAGAAAGUUUGAAAACCGCUCUGAGGACGAAGCCAAUGAGGUUUGUGACCCGAUUUAUCGAUCUGGAUGGCUUAACGUGCAUUCUGAAUUUCCUGAAAAGCAUGGACUACGAAAUAGCCGAGUCCCAGAUCCAUACGUCUCUCAUCGGCUGCAUCAAGGCGCUGAUGAACAACUCUCAGGGACGGGCCCACGUCCUGGCUCACUCGGAGAGCAUCAACGUCAUCGCGCAGAGCCUCGCCACGGAAAACAUAAAGACCAAAGUGGCCGUCCUCGAGAUCAUGGGAGCCGUAUGUCUGGUUCCCGGAGGACACAAGAAGGUGUUAGAAGCCAUGCUUCAUUACCAGAAAUACGCCAGCGAGAGGACACGCUUCCAGACCUUGAUUAAUGACCUAGAUCGAAGUACUGUAAGAUACCGGGACGAGGUCAGUCUGAAGACCGCGAUCAUGUCUUUCAUCAACGCUGUUCUUAGCCAAGGCGCCGGCGUCGAAAGUUUGGACUUCAGGCUUCAUCUUCGAUACGAGUUUCUAAUGUUGGGGAUCCAGCCAGUAAUUGAUAAACUGAGGGAACACGAGAACUCAACGCUAGACAGACAUUUAGACUUUUUUGAGAUGCUGAGGAAUGAAGACGAACUGGAAUUUGCCAAAAGAUUUGAUUUGGUUCACAUAGACACGAAAAGCGCCACUCAGAUGUUCGAGUUGAUAAGAAAACGGUUAACGCACACAGAGUCCUAUCCGCAUUUUAUGUCUAUACUUCACCACUGCCUCCAAAUGCCUUAUAAAAGAAGCGGUAACACCGUCCAUUACUGGCUGCUCCUGGACCGCAUAGUGCAACAAAUAGUUAUCCAGAACGAGAGAGGACAGGAUCCGGACAUCUCGCCGCUGGAAAACUUUAACGUUAAAAACGUCGUCCGGAUGUUGGUGAAUGAAAAUGAGGUCAAACAGUGGAAGGAACAAGCUGAGAAAAUGAGAAAAGAGCAUCACGAGCUCCAGCAGAAACUAGAAAAGAAAGAACGGGAGUGCGAUGCAAAGACCCAGGAGAAAGAAGAGAUGAUGCAGACCUUGAAUAAAAUGAAAGAAAAGCUCGAAAAGGAGUCCACCGAGUACAAGCAAGUGAAGCAGCAGGUGGUCGAGCUCACGGCUCAAAUCCAGGAGCUCAGCAGCAGGGCAGUCAGUGCUCCCGUUCCUGGUGGGCCUCCACUUCCUCCUCCAGCACCCGGUGCUCCCUUUUCUUUGCCUUCUAUGCCUCCGCCUCCACCACCUCCUUUGCCAGGUGGAAUCGCACCUCCACCUCCUCCUCCUCCCGGGGCGCCUCCUCCACCCGGCGGGCCACCUCCUCCACCCGGCCUUUCCUCUUUUGGAGGACUGGGGGGACCACCCAACUCUUUUCUGGGCCCAGCUCUCAAAAAGAAGAAUAUCCCACAGCCCAAAAACCCACUCAAAUCCUUCAACUGGUCCAAGCUUCCAGAGAACAAGUUGGAAGGAACCCUGUGGGUCGACGUCGAUGAUGGAAAAGUCUUCAAGAUCUUGGACCUCGAAGACAUUGAGCGCACUUUCUCGGCUUACCAAAGACAGCAGGAUUUCUUCACGAGCAGCAGCAACAAACAGAAAGAAACCGAGUCCAACGACGAUACCCUUGGGUCUAAGAUGAAGGUGAAGGAGCUCUCGGUGAUCGAUGGAAGAAGAGCCCAAAAUUGUAACAUUCUCCUGUCCAGACUCAAGCUGUCUAAUGAAGAGAUUAAGCGUGCGAUCCUGUCAAUGGACGAGCAGGAGGACCUGCCGAAGGACAUGUUGGAGCAGCUCCUGAAGUUUGUCCCGGAAAAGAGCGAUAUCGAUUUGCUGGAGGAGCACAAGCACGAGCUGGAUCGCAUGGCCAAAGCCGACCGCUUUCUCUUCGAGAUGAGCAGGAUUAAUCAUUAUCAGCAGAGGCUUCAGUCGUUGUACUUCAAGAAGAAGUUUGCUGAGAGAGUCGCUGAAGUCAAACCAAAGGUGGAAGCGAUCCGUUCUGCUUCCAAGGAGGUUCUUCAGAGUAAGAGCCUCAAGCAGUUCUUGGAGGUUGUCCUGGCUUUCGGCAACUACAUGAACAAGGGCCAGAGAGGGAAUGCCUAUGGGUUUAAAAUCUCCAGCUUAAACAAGAUUGCUGAUACCAAAUCCAGUAUUGACAAAAACAUCACCCUUUUGCACUAUCUCAUAACGGUUGUGGAGACAAAGUACCCAAAAAUAUUAAACCUGCACGAUGAGCUACGAAACAUUCCGGAAGCCGCGAAAGUCAAUAUGACCGAACUGGAUAAAGAGAUCAGCACCUUGAGAACAGGUUUAAAAGCCGUGGAGAGCGAGCUGGAGUAUCAGAAGACUCAGUCCUCCCUGCCCGGAGACAAGUUCGUUUCCGUGGUCAGCCAGUUCAUCACCGUGGCCGGAUUCAGCUUCUCCGACGUCGAGGACCUCCAAGCAGAAGCCAAGGAGCUGUUCGUAAAGUCGGCCAAGCACUACGGAGAGGAGGCCAACAAAAUGCAGCCGGAUGAGUUUUUUGGCAUGUUUGAUCAGUUUCUUCAGGCGUUGUCGGAAGCCAAGCAGGAAAACGAGAACAUGAGGAAGAGGAAGGAGGAGGAGGAACGCAGAAUACGCAUGGAAGCCCAGCUCAAAGAACAGCGAGAACGGGAACGCAAAGCCCGGAAGGCCAAGGAGAACGGCGAGGAAGAAGGCGAGUUCGACGACCUGGUUUCGGCUCUGCGGUCGGGCGAGGUCUUCGACAAGGACCUUUCCAAACUGAAACGCAACCGCAAGCGCAUAGCCAGCCAGACGACGGAGAGCAGCCGCGAGCGGCCGGUGACCAAGCUCAAUUACUAGAGACCUUUCCUCGCCUUCCGUCACACUGCCUUCAGUUACCCGUGUGAGAGGGAACAUGCGUGUAUAUAUGUACUUUAUGUAAUAUAGCGUGUGGGCAUAUGUAUGUGCAUAAAGCUACUUGUGCACACAUAUAUGUAUAUAGUUUGGGGUGCGUCCAUGCACAUGCUGUAUGUGUUGUUACGGCAGUAUUAUGUAUAUAUGUGUAUAGAAGUCUUAACACAUGUAUACAUAGCCGCUGCGGAGGUUUGUUCCUUUUGUCUCUUUUUUUUUUUUUUUUUUUUUUUUCUUCCUAAAAUGGAAGAGACUUUAUAUAUUUUUUUUAUUUUAUUUUUUAUUAUUUUUAUUACAAUUUUUAACUUUUUUCGUGCAGAAGCACAAAUAAUAUAUUCUGCAGAUUAACGGCAGAUUAAAAAUAUGGGGGAUUUUUUUUUUUUCAU
Messenger RNA from Spea bombifrons (plains spadefoot toad), 3928 nucleotides. RefSeq names its product dishevelled associated activator of morphogenesis 1 (gene DAAM1). NCBI's taxonomy places the organism in Eukaryota, Metazoa, Chordata, Amphibia, Anura, Pelobatidae. The record is from RefSeq and is a predicted model, not a curated record. Gene Ontology annotation, cellular component: stress fiber. Gene Ontology annotation, biological process: actin cytoskeleton organization. Gene Ontology annotation, molecular function: actin binding; small GTPase binding. The transcript has 26 exons. Bases 249 to 3491 code for a protein of 1080 amino acids.